Molecule: messenger RNA, 3299 nt
Organism: Meira miltonrushii
Lineage: Eukaryota; Fungi; Basidiomycota; Exobasidiomycetes; Exobasidiales; Brachybasidiaceae
Product: UCH-domain-containing protein
Exons: 1
Coding region: 307-3225 (972 amino acids)
Biological process (GO): protein deubiquitination
Molecular function (GO): cysteine-type deubiquitinase activity
Source: RefSeq, a predicted model, not a curated record
ACAAAACAAAUGCACUCUUUUCUCAUUUGAUAAGAUACAAUCAUCUCAUUGAAUUACUCGACACGCAGCCAUCACCUGAUUUACACCCUAUAGAUUAACAUCACAAUCGCAUUCAUUGCUGGCAUCAUCCCAUACACGCUCAUUCAGCAGCAACAACGAAAACAACAAUAGACGUGGUCGUGCUUUUGGCGACUGCUGGCUCGAUAGAUCACCAACAACCUCUCCAGCAAAUCACCAAGUGUAUGCGAAGAAACAACUGAAUAGAAUUAGAGGAAAAGUGGUCUGAACAGUCUAUGUCCAACAAAGAUGAACGGCAAACCAGAAGUUGACAAUUUGGACACGAUGACUUUGGGAGAGGAAGGAAAUGCAAAUGAACAGCAACAAGUCAUUGACAACCCCAUGGAUACAGACGCAACCACAGAAGAAGCACUCCCUUCUCCUCUCCCACCGCCUCCAGCACCAGCACCUCCACCGCUUCCUACACAAAAUGAAGAUCCACCGAGCUCUUUGCAUGGCCUGUUCUCUCAGGAUGGAGGAGAUUUCCUUACAAACCGAUUCCGGGCCGCCGGAAAAGGUACAAGUGUGACAGAAUCAACGACAUCCGUCACAGAACCAUCUUCACAGCCUAUCGGAAGGGUUACACGCUCUCAAACAGCGGCUGAUAGAGGAAGCGAAAAGAAUGCAGGAUUGACGGGAUUGUAUAACCUUGGAAAUACGUGUUUCAUGAAUUCAGCUUUGCAGUGUAUGUCCAAUACGAAAGAGCUGAAGGAUUAUUUCGUCAGUGGAGUGUACAAGAAUGAGGUCAAUACUGAUAAUCCAUUAGGUAUGGGAGGAGCAAUGGCAAAAGUGUUUGGAGAAUUAUUGGGAAAGUUAUGGGGCAGUGGUGGUGGAGCUGUUCAUCCCAGAGAAUUCAAGACUGUCCUUUCUCGUUAUUCGUCACAGUUUGCCGGAUAUGCUCAACAGGAUACACAAGAGCUGCUAGCCUUCUUGUUGGACGGAUUGCAUGAAGACCUGAAUAGGAUCGUAAAGAAGCCCUACGUUGAAGCGCCAGACUGGGAAGGAGGAGGUCUGAAAGAGAUGAUUGCAUUCGCGCAUAAGCAGUGGGAAAUAUACAAGAUGCGAAAUGAUUCAGUCAUUGUUGAUCUCUUUCAGGGUCAAUACAGAAGUACUCUCGUCUGUCCUACUUGCAAGAAAGUAUCAAUCAAAUUCGACCCGUUCAUGUAUCUCACUUUACCCAUACCCAAUCGCAAGUCAAUCAUUCGCAAAGUUGUCUUUAUUGGACCCAAUCGACCGCCAACGGAAGCAGAAGUACGAUUGACCGGGGAAAUGUCUAUCGGAGCAAUGAAGAAGAAAUUGGCAGGUUGGUUUGGCGUUUCGGACAGCAAGCUUUUGAUCGCAUGUGAUGUGUUUCAUAAAUCCUUCUAUCGGGUUUAUCAUGAUUUUGAUCCAGCAAAUGAGAUUGCAACAAACGAUGUGACGUACGUAUACCAGCUACCGAAGCCGAUUGAACCAAUAAUACCAGCAUCAAAAUCUCGCUUGACGUUUAACCCAUACUCUGGAACAAAUAUCGAAGCACUAGAAGAAGCCAAUUCGCCGCCUGAGCAAGCAGAGGAUCAAGCCAUCAUCCCACUCUUUUCUGUCGUCGUACCGAAUCGAAAUGAGAGUUCUUACUCUUACCUCAGCAACAGGAAAGAGUCUUUUGGUCAGCCUUUCUUUAUUUCUGUGCCGAAGGACAAGCUGAAUGACGUAAAGGGUAUCGAAGAAGUUGUCAUGCAAGCAUAUUCAUCGCUUGCCACAAAUCCAUCUUCUUUGAAAGAGUAUUUAGAAUCUCUCGAUAAUGAAGAUGAAGUGGCAAAAGGCGAAUCGAAUCAAGAAGGAGACGAUGUCGCACAAGAUUGGGACAUGGUUGAAGAAACAAAGGUUACCGUUUUAGACGGCGAAGAGGAUCUGGCGGAGGAUACUGUUGCAGAAAUCAGUGAUGCUGGUGAAACUGUUCGUAUCGUUCCAGAUACGAGGCCAAAUGGAGGUUCUUCCUCUACUCCACAAGAAGUACCCAAAGCUGAGAGUAAAAAGGCAUUCUCGCUACACUUUCUUGUACAUCGGGAAGAUCAAACGCCCACAACACUCAAGCCAGAUGAUUACGAGAAACAUGGCGAGGAGCUGAACAAGAGAGCAGAAAGGUUGGGCCUGAACGAUGCAGAAAGGCAAGGUUCUUCAGCCAAAGCUCGAGAACAAUGGCCUUUGAUCUAUUCGGGCGGAGCACUUGUUUGUGUUUGGAAAGAAGAAGCAAAGGAAGAAUUCUUUAAAGAUAAUGAAGAUUCAUGGUCAAUACCGACAGAAAAGUUUAUCGAUCCUGAAUUGGAAUCUGAACGAAGUUCAACGACAAAGAAGUUCAAAAAGAUGAUCACGAUUGAAGAUUGUUUGAACGAAUUCACGAAAGAAGAACAAUUGGGUGAAUCUGAUCCAUGGUAUUGUCCGAAUUGCAAAGAGUUCAAACAAGCUACGAAGAAGUUUGAUUUAUGGAAAGUGCCGGAUAUCUUGGUCGUACAUCUCAAACGUUUCAGUGGCGGUAGAAUCUCAAGAGAUAAGAUUGAUAGCUUGAUCGAUUUCCCAAUCGAUGGCUUGGACCUUACCGAUCGCGUAGAAGGAGCGAAAUCAGUACAACAAAUACAUGAAGAAGAAGGCGAAGAAGGUGACAAGCUAAUGGAAAGUAUUGGAUCUUUGGAUGCAAAUGAUGAUGCUGUUGAAAGUGAUGCGCCUUUGUACGAUUUGUAUGCGGUUGAUAAUCACUUUGGAGGCUUGGGAGGCGGACAUUAUACAGCCUAUGCAAAGCAUCCCGAAACCGAACAAUGGCACUACUUUGACGAUAGUAGUGUAAGGCCUGUACAAGAUCCCAAUGACACGAAAAGCCCGGCGGCUUAUUUGUUGUUCUACAGGAGACGAACUACUAGACCGAUCGGUGGUAAGAGUAGAGAAAUGGUACGACAGCUUGUGAAAGAAGAAGGAGAAAAGAAAGAGCAAGCGCAAGCGGAAGAAGGCGCAAAAGGAGAUGAUGAGAUGACAAAGCUAGAAGAAAGUCCUACAGGUACAAUCAGUCCACCUUGGGAUAGAACACCUUCUUCGGGAGGAAGAAAUGAUGGAAAUCUGGGGGACGUUGAUGAUACCGCCAAUUCCGAUCAUGGUUCAAUGCAACUUAGCAAUGAUGAUCAUGUAAUUUCCAUUUAGACACGAUCAAGCGCGUAUAUCAUCUGUAAUUUCAACUUUGUAUUUGAGCAAUGCAAUAAGAGAUAAUAGUGCAC